AUGUCACUUUUCAAGAAAGAAGUCGAUCGAUUGACAAAUGCGGGUAUUUGGAAACCUGUGAAGUUUUCCCAAUGGGCUUCGCCUAUUGUACUAGCGCCAAAAGCUGAUGGUUCCAUAAGAAUUUGUGGGGAUUUUAAACAAGCAGUCAAUGCGCAAAUUGACAUUGAACAAUAUCCUUUACCCAUACGCGAAAGUCUUUUCCAUAAAAUUAAUUGCGGUCAACAUUUUACAAAAAUCGACCUUAAGGACGCGUAUUUACAAAUGGAACUCGACGAUGAAGCAAAAACAAUAAUGGUUGUCAACACUCCACUUGGUUUAUUCCAAUACCAACGUUUACCGUUUGGGAUUGCAAGCGCUCCAGCUAUAUUCCAAAGAUAUCUUGAGCAGUUACUUCAAGGCGUAGAAGGUUGUGGAAAUUAUCUCGAUGACAUCAUCAUCUCCGCACCUACAUUUCAACAACACAUCAGCCGCCUAGAACAAGUACUUCGUAUUUUGCAACAAAAUG
This is a messenger RNA of Teleopsis dalmanni, 505 nucleotides long. RefSeq lists its product as uncharacterized. The record is from RefSeq and is a predicted model, not a curated record. The transcript has a single exon. The annotation marks the transcript as partial. Lineage: Eukaryota; Metazoa; Arthropoda; Insecta; Diptera; Diopsidae.